This is a messenger RNA of Manihot esculenta (cassava), 691 nucleotides long. RefSeq names its product squamosa promoter-binding-like protein 3. The record is from RefSeq and is a predicted model, not a curated record. NCBI's taxonomy places the organism in Eukaryota, Viridiplantae, Streptophyta, Magnoliopsida, Malpighiales, Euphorbiaceae. The coding region runs from base 44 to 466 and encodes 140 amino acids. Gene Ontology annotation, molecular function: DNA binding; DNA-binding transcription factor activity. Gene Ontology annotation, cellular component: nucleus. The transcript is spliced from 2 exons. Gene Ontology annotation, biological process: flower development.
GUGUUUGCUUCUUUUACUUGUCUUUUUUUGCCUUCUCUUCAGUAUGACAAGUAGCAAAGCUGAGGGAAAGAGGAGCUUGAAGGAGAUGGAGGAAGAGGAGGAUGAGGAGGAUGAAGAAGACAGUAGUGGGUUAGGGUUUGGAGAUGAUGACAAGAAGAAGAAAGGGAAGAAAGGAUCUAAUGGUAGUGGAUCACUGGCUGCAGUUUCUUGUCAAGCUGAGAAUUGCACCUCUGAUAUGACAAAUGCCAAGCAAUACCAUAGACGCCAUAAAGUGUGUGAGUUCCAUGCCAAGGCUCCAUUUGUCCUUAUUGCCGGAAUCCAGCAACGCUUCUGCCAGCAAUGUAGCAGGUUCCAUGAGUUAUCAGAAUUUGAUGACAACAAAAGAAGUUGCCGGAGUCGUUUAGCAGGACACAAUGAGAGGCGCAGAAAAAGCUCUACUGACUAUCAUGGAGAAGGCUCAAAUUAAAAAAUAAAUAAAUAAAAUUAGGUAAAGUAAAUAAAAAGGUUUUUACCAACCACUGGGGAGGCAGAGGCUUGCAAAAGAGGGAGAAAAUUAUAUAUUAUUUUCCAAAAAAAUUGCCUCUUCCAAGCAUAUUUAGACACAUUUAGUGAUCUAAAUAUGUCAUCUUUAAGCAUGUGCUCUCUCUCGUAUGUCAAUUUAAUAAUAUACAAAUUUUACAAUGCAUAUCAA